This is a messenger RNA of Mucor velutinosus, 1845 nucleotides long. RefSeq lists its product as uncharacterized. NCBI's taxonomy places the organism in Eukaryota, Fungi, Mucoromycota, Mucoromycetes, Mucorales, Mucoraceae. Bases 1 to 1845 code for a protein of 614 amino acids. The record is from RefSeq and is a predicted model, not a curated record. The transcript is spliced from 10 exons. Gene Ontology annotation, cellular component: cytosol; endocytic vesicle. Gene Ontology annotation, biological process: vesicle-mediated transport. Gene Ontology annotation, molecular function: ubiquitin binding; guanyl-nucleotide exchange factor activity; small GTPase binding.
AUGAAACAAACAUCAGAGACAAAAGAAGACGCAGGAGUCGAUGAUUUGCUAGAGGAAUUUGAUGAAAAGGCAAAAAUAUCGUCCCAAAUGGAAGACGAAGAUGAGGACAGACUUGUGGAAGACAAGGACGACGAUGAAAGCAAAGAGAAAGAUGAUUUCAAAGACAAAAUUCCUGAGGUCUCCACGCCCAUUCACCACACGGAAGAGAUGGAUCAUAUAUUCAACCAAUUUAAUGACAAAACACCCACCGCGCCCACAUCCAACACAACAACAACCGACGUGAGACGUCCCUCACUGAACUCGAGCGAAAUGCAGAUCGUACCUGAUACCCCUCCUCAACAAGAGAUACCCUUUGACUUUAACCGAUUUUUGGAGCAGAUGAGAAGUCGAAACGCAAAGCCUAUUACUCGCUAUUUUAAGAGUUUUUUGCAGGCAUUUGAUCGCAGACCAUGGACAGUGAAUGAGCAAAUCAAAAUUAUCCAAGACUUUCUUGAUUUUAUCUUUGUGAAAAUGAGAGAAUGCGAUGUGUGGAGAGACAUGUCUGAGCAAGAGUUUGGAAAUGCAAAGGAAGGAAUGGAGAAGUUGGUCAUGAAUCGAUUAUACCAUGUAACAUUCUGCCCAACGACAAUGGACGACAAGGAGAGAGACGAGAUAUUGCACCAGAAGAUCAGCAUCUUUCGAUGGAUCCGCGAAAAGCACUUGGAUAUACCAGAAACUGAGCAUAACGAAUCGUUUUUAUCGUUUGCCGAAUCAGAAAUACUGAAGAUUAAUAACUACAAAGCACCAAGAGAUAAGCUCAUUUGUAUUUUAAAUUGCUGUAAAGUGAUCUUUGGUAUGUAUUUAUCCGACAAGGCCGUGGGCCGUGCUCUCAUUGAAUUCAAUCUAGGUUUAAUCAAGCAUGUGGAGGGGGAUGCAGGUGCAGAUAAAUUCUUGCCAAUCUUGAUCUACGUCGUCAUUAGAGCGAAUCCACCGAAAUUGGUCUCGAAUGUUCAAUACAUUUAUCGUUUUAGAAAUCCAGAGCAAUUGCAAGCGGAAGCAGGAUAUUACCUGACCAACUUGAUGGGCGCCAUUUCUUUUAUUGAAACCAUGGAGGCAAAAUCAUUGUCGAUCACUAAGGAGGAUUUCGACAGUAAUAUUGAACGCACAAUGACCGAGUUGCAGCACGAGCGUCCUUCUGUCGCAUUGGAUAGACAGCAGAUCAGCUAUGAGAAUGCCUUGCAUCCAUCACGCUCAUCAUCCGCACGAUCUCAAGCACAGCCACUAUUAGAUCCCGCAAAAGCAGCUGCCUUGUUGGAGAGAGGAAGUCAAUUUGCACAAAAAACCAUGCAAAAACCAAUCAGUUUUGUGGGCAAGAUAUUUCAGGGAUUGAGUGACACCUCUGCAACAAGUAGUAGAACUGUAAGUCCAGAUGAAGAAGAACGGUAUCAUCAGCAACAGCAGCAGUUUUAUCAGCAGCAGCAAUACUACUACCAACAACAACAGCAGCAGCAGCAACAACAACAACAACAACAACAACUGACAGACCAACAGCAACAGCCUCCUUUACCUCCUAGACCGCAUCCGGAUCAGAUAGUGAUGCAACAAAGACAGCAGUUUGACGCACACUUGGAGACACUAAAGAGCAUGUUCCCCAAUGUGGACAGCAGUGUAUGUUAUCUCAUUUUGCAUGCCAAUGGAGGGGAUUUGUCUAAAUCCAUUGACCAUUUACUAGACAUUUCUGGGGACGACCAGGGCAGCAAUGCAAUAACAAAUGACACACCCUACACAGCUCAGAGUACACCCGCAGACACUUUUGCUAAUAUCCAACCCACACCAACUGGCGUGCCAUCCAACGAUACACAUUAA